UCUGGCAAUUUGCAAUCAUUGCAAUUAGUUUUUAUUCCUUGGCUGAACCAAACGCCUCGCGAAUCGUCGCGGGUAUUUUCGUAAAAAUUACUGCUAAGGAUCGGAGUGCGAGGAAUUUCCGGGGAAAUCAUCGGCGUGUUAAUAGCACUUUUGAGGAACUGGAACUAGCACUGACUUUUGGGACGAUUAUCACACGAGAGCGUCGAAAAUGUUUCGUAAUUUCGUCAAUUUUACAAAUAAAUACAAAAUCAUCCGCGGCAUGAUAUCAUAUGGCACCCUCUGGCCCUGCGGAUCACUCAUCGAACAGACUGUGAUCGAGAAGAAGACAUUCCGAACGUACGACUGGAUGAAGUGUCUCAGGUUCAGUUUAUUCGGUUUCUUUUUCAUGGGGCCGACCAUAUAUGUGUGGAUCAGAUUGGCGGGCGUUAUGUGGCCGCGCACCGAUAUUAAGUCAUCGUUCUGCAAGGCGAUCACCGAACAGACCGCGUACGAUCCGAUGGCCAUCAGCUCGUUUCUCUUCUUCAUGACCUUGAUGGAGGGCAACUCGUACGCAGAGGCCAGACGGGAGGUCAGCGAUAAAUUCCUGGACGCCUACAAGGUGGGCGUUAUUUAUUGGCCCUGCGUGCAGACGGUGAACUUCGCCUUCGUGCCGGCGCGGAACCAGGUCAUAUUCACCUCCUUCUUCAGCAUGUGUUGGACCACCUUCCUGGCCUACGUCAAGUUCCUCCAGCUGCAUCCCCACGUGGAUGUGGACCACCACGCCAUGGACAUCCACUUCCUGGAGAUGUGAAUCCGAUUCGAAUCCGCAGCCAGCUACCAAUUAAUGUGAUUGCACCAGAGACAAACCCCUUCGCCAGAGUUAAUGACUUGUCGUUUCUUUUUUAUAUAUUUUUGUGGGCCGUAAGCAUUGUAUAAAUAUAUGAACGCCCAUUAAUUUUGGCUGAUAAAUAAGUUGUGAUAAGUUCGUAGUUGUUGUUUUUUUAGAAAUAAAUAGAAUUUGUGCGUUGUC
Drosophila gunungcola (fruit fly) is the source of this 1009-nucleotide messenger RNA. Its product is annotated as mpv17-like protein. Gene Ontology annotation, cellular component: cytoplasm; membrane. NCBI's taxonomy places the organism in Eukaryota, Metazoa, Arthropoda, Insecta, Diptera, Drosophilidae. The coding region runs from base 209 to 790 and encodes 193 amino acids. The record is from RefSeq and is a predicted model, not a curated record. The transcript has 4 exons.